UUGGCUUAGCAUUCAGGCUAUCCUUUAACUUGUGUGUCAGAAGUUGUGCAUUGAAAUUGUUGAAUUCAUUUUUUGUUAAGUCGUUUAAGUGCCUCCUCUUUUUAACGUAAAAAGACGCCUUUUUUUUUUUGCUGAAGUUGGUUUUUUAUCUGUUUCUUAUUGAGAAAUGCUGCGCGUGCGCUCGCUGUUCUGUAUGUCCUCGAGAGGGUUUAAGACCUUCCCUUGUGCAGCUGUGGAGGUUAAGAAUGAACCGAUCUUGUCGUUCAAAGAGGGAAGCAAAGAAAGAGCACAGCUAGAGAAGGCACUAAAAGACCUUAAAGGAAAGACGGAAGAGAUUCCUUGUGUGAUUGGAGACGAACAGAUAUGGACCAAAGAUAUCAGAUACCAGCUAUCUCCAUUUAAUCAUGCACACAAAGUGGCCAAGUUCUGUUAUGCUGAUAAGGAGCUCCUGAACAAAGCUAUCAUGGCCUCUGUUGCAGCAAGGAGAGAAUGGGACCUCAAACCAGUAGCAGACAGAGCCCAAAUCUUCUUCAAGGCUGCUGAUGAACUCAGUGGACCGAAGAGAGCAGAGGUUCUGGCCAAGACAAUGAUUGGCCAGGGUAAGACCGUCGUGCAAGCUGAGAUCGAUGCUGCGGCUGAGCUCAUUGACUUCUUCCGGUUUAACGCCAAGCACGCAGUAGAGCUGGAGCAGCAGCAGCCUCUGAACAGUGAUGGCAGCACCAACACCAUGCUGUACCGUGGGCUUGAGGGGUUUGUAGCUGCUGUGGCUCCUUUUAAUUUCACUGCCAUUGGUGGAAACUUGGCUGGCACGCCAGCUAUAAUGGGUAACGUGGUGCUGUGGAAACCCAGUGAUGCAGCUAUGUCUGCCAGCUAUGCGGUCUAUAAGAUUCUGCGUGAGUCUGGCUUGCCACCUAACAUCAUCCAGUUUGUUCCAGCUGACGGUCCAGUUUUUGGAGACACUGUCGCUUCUUCUGAGCAUCUGGCUGGAAUCAACUUCACCGGCAGUGUCCCAACAUUUAAGCACUUGUGGAAACAAGUGGCACAGAAUCUGGACAUCUACAGAAACUUCCCUCGUGUUGCUGGAGAAUGUGGCGGGAAGAACUUUCAUUUUGUGCACAAGUCAGCAGAUAUCGGCAGCGUGGUGACUGGAACCAUUCGCUCAGCGUUCGAAUACGGAGGGCAGAAAUGCUCAGCUUGUUCCAGGAUGUAUGUCCCAGACUCACUCUGGCCUCAGAUUAAAAAAGAGCUCCUGAAUGUGCACAAACAGAUCAAAGUCGGAGAUCCCGUUCAGGAUUUUGGCACAUUUUUCUCAGCAGUGAUUGAUGACAAGUCCUUUGGCAGGAUCAAAGGCUGGCUCCAAUAUGCCGAAUCAUCUCCCAAUCUCACUGUGAUUGCUGGCGGAAAAUGUGACGACAAAAAAGGAUACUUUGUGGAGCCGACGAUUAUUGAAACCAAAGACCCGCAGGAUAAAAUAAUGAAUGAGGAGAUUUUUGGACCAGUUUUGACUGUCUAUGUCUAUCCUGAGAACGACUACCGGAAAGUGCUGGAGUUGAUUGAUAACACGUCUCCAUAUGCACUAACAGGAGCCGUGUUCGCUCAAGAUCAGACUGUUUUGGAUGAGGCAGCAAAAGCACUCAGAAACGCAGCAGGAAAUUUCUACGUCAAUGACAAAUCGACAGGUUCCGUUGUGGCCCAACAGCCAUUUGGGGGCUCCAGAGCAUCAGGUACCAACGACAAGCCCGGCGGCCCGCACUACGUUCUCAGAUGGACCUCACCGCAGGUUGUAAAGGAGACCCACGUUCCGCUUAGAGACUGGAAAUACUCCUACAUGGGCUGAGAACUUUCAUGUUUCAUCCACAAAAUCGCACUUGUCUACAAACUACGUUAAUAAUGAAAUAAUGACUCUCCGUCUUGAUUUAACAUUUCUAAUUACCGAAGUGGCCUUUUAAAGUGUCUCUGUUUCCACAACAGAGGCUUUAUGGAACAGUGUCUCCUUGUGAUGAUCCUCUGGGCUGAACAGAAAAAAACUACUGUCACAACCCUUAAAUAUGUGAAAAGAGUUAGGAAAACUACAUAAAAGCUGCCUCUGGUAGUUUCCCAGCCAACAGGCACAUCAUCAGCCGAUACUGCAAGUUUUAAUAGUGUUGAUGAAAGCGAGAGGAUCCGAAUUGCACUGAUAAUUUCUGUUACUGUCAUUUGGUUUCAUUUUUGUGUUUCAGUAUGGAAUCAGAUCUGAAUUGUACUUUUUUGCUUACCUAUAUCUUCAAAAAUUCUCACAUGGGAGUUUACCAAACUUCAAUGUAUAAAAUUGUUACAGUAGUGUAAAUACAGAGCUAGUUAAUUUA
Molecule: messenger RNA, 2345 nt
Organism: Tachysurus vachellii
Lineage: Eukaryota; Metazoa; Chordata; Actinopteri; Siluriformes; Bagridae
Gene: aldh4a1
Product: aldehyde dehydrogenase 4 family, member A1
Exons: 15
Coding region: 167-1837 (556 amino acids)
Molecular function (GO): L-glutamate gamma-semialdehyde dehydrogenase (NAD+) activity
Source: RefSeq, a predicted model, not a curated record